Messenger RNA from Colletotrichum destructivum, 2328 nucleotides. Its product is annotated as Putative glucanosyltransferase, X8 domain, glycoside hydrolase superfamily. The record is from RefSeq and is a predicted model, not a curated record. Gene Ontology annotation, biological process: fungal-type cell wall (1->3)-beta-D-glucan biosynthetic process; fungal-type cell wall organization. Gene Ontology annotation, molecular function: 1,3-beta-glucanosyltransferase activity. NCBI's taxonomy places the organism in Eukaryota, Fungi, Ascomycota, Sordariomycetes, Glomerellales, Glomerellaceae. The transcript has 2 exons. Gene Ontology annotation, cellular component: plasma membrane. The coding region runs from base 391 to 1998 and encodes 535 amino acids.
CCUCCUUUGUGUUUCCUCCAAACCCGUCCACUCUCUCACUUGCUACCCGCAAUCGUUUCUUCUUUUAUUUUUCAGGGGAUUUUUCUCUCUAGACAUCAGCAUCGCCAUAUUCAUCUAUUCGUUCCGGUGUGAAUGUGUGUCAGUUGUCUAUGAAUACCCUCUUCUUUUAAUCAACCUACCAAAACCAACCCUUUCGCACUCUCGUUUGCAUAACACGUUUUUCACCAUUUCCCAUCCGGAUUCUUCAAGAAAAGGAAGCUUCAUUCUCGCAGAACAUUCCCGCAAUCAGGAAUCCUCCGCAAUCCGCUAGCUCUAGGAGACGUCACUUGCCGCAGAAUCUAUCGACGACAUUUCUCGACUCCAUCACAUCACGUAACCAAAUCCAUCACAAUGGGUAAGGUCGCUACCGUCCUGUCGGCGGCUCUGCUGCUUGCCGGCAACGCCGCUGCUCUUGACCCUAUCGUCAUGAAGGGUACCAAGUUCUUCUACGAGAACGGCACCCAGUUCUUCAUGAAGGGUAUUGCCUACCAGCAGGAUACUGCUGCCGCCGGCGGUGAAUCCAAGACCGGCGAGUACAAGGACCCUCUCGCCGACGAGACUGCCUGCAAGCGCGAUGUCCCCAUCCUCGCUAAGGCCGGCACCAACACCAUUCGUACCUACGCCAUCGACCCCAAGAACAACCACGACGCCUGCAUGAAGCUCCUGAGCGACGCCGGCAUCUACGUCGUCUCCGACCUGGGUGAGCCCAAGCUGUCCAUCAACCGUGACAACGCCCAGUGGAACAUCGCCCUUUACGAGCGUUACACCGCCGUCAUCGACGCCCUCGCUAAGUACGACAACACGAUCGGUUUCUUCGCCGGUAACGAGGUAUCCAACAACAAGACCAACACCGAGGCCUCGGCCUUCGUGAAGGCCGCCGUCCGCGACUCCAAGAAGCACAUCAAGGACAAGGGCUACCGCUGGAUGGGUGUUGGCUACGCCGCCAACGACGACGCUGACAUCCGCACCAACUCGGCCCACUACUUCAACUGUGGUCCCGAGGAGACCGCCAUCGACUUCUGGGGUUACAACAUCUACUCGUGGUGUGGCAAGAACACCCUGGCCGGCGCCGGUUACACCACCCAGAUCGACUUCUUCAAGAACUACUCUGUCCCCGUCUUCUUCGCUGAGUACGGCUGCAACAUUCCCGACGGUGCCGAUGGCCGUAUCUUCCAGGAGACCACUGCUCUGUACGAGAAGGAGAUGACCGAUGUCUUCUCUGGUGGUAUCGUCUACAUGUUCCACCAGGAGGCCAACGACUACGGUCUCGUCGAGGUCAAGAACGGUCAGGCCAAGACCAUGAAGAACUACGACCAGCUUGCCUCCCGCGUUCUGGCCGCUACCCCCUCCGCCGUCCAGAUGGACUCGUACCAGCCCACCAACAAGGCUGCCGAGUGCCCCGGUGUCGCCUCCAACUGGGAGGUCCACGGCUCUGCUCUCCCCCCUACCCCCGACAGCUCUCUCUGCGAGUGCAUGGUCAAGAGCCUUUCUUGCACCCCCAAGUCCGGCCUGAAGGCUUCUGCUAUUGGCGAGAUCUUCGGCUUCAUCUGCGGUGCCGACCCCGCCUCUUGCAACGGCAUCAACACCAACACCACCACCGGUGUCUACGGCGCCUACUCCAUGUGCUCUGACGAGCAGAAGCUCGCCUUUGUCAUGGAUUCGUACUACAAGGCCCAGAGAUCCGCCAGCACCGCCUGUGACCACGACGGCCAGGCUGAGGUUGUCUCCCCCUCCAGUGACAGCUCUUGCUCCUCCGCCCUUGCCUCCGCCAGCGCCGCCAACAGCGCUGCCGCUACCGCCACUGCCCCCGUCUCUUCCACCGCCAACCCCAGCUCCAGCGCUUCCGGUAACGCUGCUGCCGGUAACCCCUACCAGCCCAUCUUCAACUUCGGUGGUUUCGCUGUCGGCGCGUACCUGGUCGCCGCUGGUGCCGUCGGUGCUGCUAUGGUUGCCUUGUAGACGCGUGUUCCCUUUUUGAAUCAGCUGAAUUGAGGAGGAAAACGGGAGUGGCCCGGGAGAUGGGCGGGUAUGCUUUAUGCGAGCCUGUAGGAUAUCCAACCGGCACCGCGGUGUCUGGUUUAAUACAGUCAUGGCUCGACAGGAAUUCUUUCUAUUGGCAUGAGGCUCUUUUAUGUUUGUCACCAUCACAUGGCGUUGGGUCCUCGCUGGCGGCGGCGGCGGCAGCAGCAGCAGCAGCUCUGCUUCAUGAAUCUGACUGUAAAAAGGUCACUAUUGUUUUCUAGAUGUCUUGUUUGGUCCGAUGAAUAGAGCUUUUUUUUCUUUGUCGAA